Carassius gibelio (silver crucian carp) is the source of this 4228-nucleotide messenger RNA. RefSeq names its product centrosomal protein of 85 kDa-like. Lineage: Eukaryota; Metazoa; Chordata; Actinopteri; Cypriniformes; Cyprinidae. The transcript has 13 exons. Bases 332 to 2551 code for a protein of 739 amino acids. The record is from RefSeq and is a predicted model, not a curated record. Gene Ontology annotation, cellular component: centrosome.
GUCGCUCGCCUGGAUUGUGAUUGCGUUUCUCCGCGAGGAGCUGCAGGCAGUGAGGUCACAUCCUCGCGAUGCAUCUGCCAGCGAGUCAGAGAGCGAUUACUAGUCCAUAACUCCGGCUCAAAUCUGCGACAUACGCGCCAGCCUUUCAGGACUACGGCGUAGUGGCAUAUAAACGCGUUGAUUUUAGAUUCUGUGCGCAGGUUCUUCCAGUCUUUGGUGGCUAUGGAAUGCGGUUUCACUUAAAUAGCUCCCGCUCUUCUUGGUGGGCUCGUGCAUUUUAUCUCGGCUCGUUGUGUUGGAUCUAUCCGUUUAGUGUGUGAAACCGAGCGCGAUGUGGACCAGGAACGAUUUUGAGGACGGAUUCGACGCUUAUAAAUUAGGUUCGAGCACGUCCUCUCCUGGAUGGGUCCCAGGCUGCGACUCGGCAUGGCAAGCUUCCUCUUCUGCCACUGGAAUUAGCAGCCGCGGGCGACGUCACAGCGCUGCCUCAGACAGUGGUGAUACCGGCAUCGGAACCUCGUGUUCGGACAGCGUAGAAGACCACUCCAGCGGCACAUUGUCCUUCCAGCCUCUGCGCUCACAAGGUCCCAUCCCCACGGCCCACGUCAUGCCAUCUCCGUCCAGCUCCAAACUCAGUGUGCCCUCGGCCCCCACCAGCCCCUGGAGCAGCUGCCAGCUCCCUUCUCCCCUCGACAGCCCCCUGGACAUGAAAGACCCUCGGCCAGUGCGCCGCUGGUCCUCCCUCACCCGUCUUACCAGCCAGGAAAAGUCCACCCCUCCCACGAGACCCUCGUACCGCAUGGAUCCGCAUGGAUCCCUGGAUCGAGGUGUGCUCUACGGCUACAGACAGGACCCUGUUUAUUCAGACGGCUUUCUCUCUGAGAGCCUGCACAAACUUUCCACCAGCUCUGACUUUACUAAGUAUGACCUGGGCAGCAGUAACACCCUGGGUAAAACGAACUCGUCUUGCUCCUCUCCGCUCAAGCCCAGCACAUUAGACCUCUCCUAUAGUGCCUUACCAGAGAGCAAGACGCCGACGAUGGGCCAGGCGGUGCCCGGGCAGAGAGGUCCCACACUCAGGCACCAGGCCGUGGGAGGGUCGCCCAUCCAGCCAGCCGUAAGGACUCAGAUGUGGCUGAGCGAGCAGAUGGAGUACCGGCCGGGACCGGAGGGAUGUGGCUCGUGGCAGCAGGAACAGCAGCAGCGAGAGCGAACACGACAGGAAGGAGAACUCCCCCAGAUGCUGGGUGGAACGUCUCUCCCUGUCAAUACCUUGGUAAAGAUUAAGGAGGGACUCCUGAGGCAGAGAGAACUGGAGAUUGACCGGCAAAAGCAGCAAAUCCUCCAACUUCAUGCAAGGAUCAGGGAAAAUGAGUUAAGGGCGCAACAAGUCCUCCAAAACAACAGGGGGCGCUAUGAUGACUCAUAUCUGCUCAAAGCUAAGGACUCUCCGUAUGACAGUCCGGUAUCCAGCCUGAGUCCGAAGUCCACGCUGCCAGAGCGCGUGAGUCCCCUGUGCUGUGAGAACGGAGAGCUGGGCCGGAAACUAGCUGCGGCAGAGCUGGAGGUCAUCCACCUCAGCGAAUUUCUCAAACAAAACACACAGAAAUUCACUGAAGAUAUCAAGAAACUGGAGGAGAAAAUGAAAACACGUGACCGCUACAUCAGCAGUCUGAAGAAGAAGUGCCAGCGUGAACAGGAACAGAAUCAGGAGAAGCAGCAGCGCAUCGAGACGCUGGAGAAGUACCUGGCAGACCUGCCCUCGCUGGACGAGGUCCAGACGCAGGCUCAGCAGUUGCAGGAAGUGCAGAGGAAGAAGCAGGCUUUGGAGGAUACCGUCGCCCAGCUGGAGAAAACCCUGGAGGAAAACCGAACCCUGCUGCGGGAGAAAGAUGCCCUCAUUGAGACCCAAUCCAAGCGGGAGAUAGAGCUCAUGGCUGCUGUUCAAAGCCUACAAGAGAAAGUGGAGAAGUGCUUGGAGGAUGGAGUACGGCUGCCCAUGCUGGACCUGAAGCAGCUGGAGAGGGAAAACACUGGCCUGCUAGAACAACAGAGCCAAAACAGCCUGCUGAUCGGCAAUCAGAAGCAGCAGAUUGACAAACUCACUCUAGAGAUGUCGACCCUGGAAAAGAAGUUGCAGAGGGAGAGGGGAAUCACGCAGGAACUUCGCAAGCAGCUCUUGGAAUGUGAGGAGGAACUUGAAACCCUCUCCAAAACUCUUCAGCAGAACCAAAGGCAGGCAGACGAGGAGACGCUGAAUGUGAGCCCCGGGCCCCUGUUGAAGGAGAUGUCCCUGUGUCUGCUGGAUCUGAAGGGCCUGUGCAGUGUCCUCACACAGAGAGCUCAAGGCAAAGAGCCCAACCUGGCCCUGCUGCUUGGCAUCAAAUCUAUGAGCUCCUCGGCGGAGGAGAGCGAGAAGCCGCCGAUGGAGGACGGCUUGCGGGCCAAGCUGGUGGAGGUGUGCCAGCUGAGGAAAGACAUUGACGAGCUGAGGACGCUCAUCUCAGACCGUUACGCACAGGACAUGGGUGAAAACUGUGUGACGCAAUGAGGCUUAUAUUUCUGGCUCGUCAGGACAGACGGCGCUCUCUCAGAGCUCUUAAAGGGAAAAUAAAGUCAACCUGAUGCAAACAAACAAGGUCUUUCUGACUACUAACGGUUUGACCAAGCUGUGAAUCCAGUUUACAAGGACGUCUUUACAACAAGUUUCUUGUUUUAUUUUUCUUGUGGUUGUUGAAUUUAAGGCGUUUGAAUGUUUUCAUGUAUUUAUUGAGACUGUUUGAGGUUGAGUUCCUCACACUGUUCCUGUCAGUCGUCUUUGAGCAAGUGGUGUCCUAAAGUGCCUUGUGUUCCUCUUUGUGUACCUCCAAACUUCAUGGAUGUCAGUGAUUUUUUUCUUUUACCCAAAGAAGCUUGUCCUUUCUUUACCCAACAGCUACAGGUCGCAGGUCGACGUUCAGGACUCUACACAUCAAUAAAAUAAAAAAAACAGGACAAACAGCAGCAUUUGAAAGGUCCUUCAUCUCCAACAUCCUGCACCUCAUCUGAGUUUUUGGUUUGUUGUCUUUUAGUAUAUUUGAGCUUCCAAAGAAGCUAGCAAUGUUCCAUUUCAGAAUAAAUGACAGCAGAGGAAUCCAGGUGAAUCUAUUCAGGACACCGAUUAACUAUUUUUAAUUAGAAUAAAAUAUGAGCUGCUUUUCUAAUGCUGCGGCACAGUUCAGUUCAGAGCAAGUUGCACAGGUUGAGUUCCAAAGGCAGACAGGAAACGGAAUGUUCUGCACCUUCGGUUACUUCCUAACACGCUCAUGACAUUUUAUAUACUCCAGAUAAUGCAUAUAAUGCAAAACUUGUGCACUCAGGUAUUUUAAGAAUUUCUUUUAUUCGUUGUUCUUGAUCUGAAUGGUUUCAGCAAGUUCAUUUUGACCCCAAGCUAAAUUUUUUAUAGUUGAUCAUAUAAAGUCGAGCGAUGCAGUCAUGUCAAGCAUACAUAUUUGCUCCAAGGUGACGAAUGUUUAAGAUAUUUACAGUACAAGCGUCUAUAUAGUGCUUAUUUAUCGUGACUGUACUCCCAUUGUAUUUAAAGUAUAUUAAGCAUGUUUUGCAUUUAAAAUGGAGGUUUUGUCAUUAUGUGCUCAUAAUACCUUGUGCACGUGCUUAGGUUUAGAAUUUAUUUUUAUUUAAAGAAGGGAAUAGAUUAAGGUAAAUAAUUAGACUUAUAUUGCACUAUGCAACCUUCUCACGUUAACCAGCAUUUAUCAGCAGAUAUGUAAUAUUAUUCUGUGCCUUUACAAAUCUAUGCAGCAGAUCCACAGACUGAAAUCGAAGGGUAUUUUCCAUAAUUGGCAGAGACAUGGUUUAUUUCAUAAAGGUGCAGAUGAGCUAAGCCAUAUUCACAAGCAAUGCAUAUUAAUUCUCAGGCAGAGAGCUGCUCAUAACCUGAUGGAGAAUGUAUGUGGAGCUGUACAGUGUGAUCGCUGCUAGCAUGACGACUUGUGUAUAUAUAUGAAUAGAAAAGAAACGUGCACUGACUGACAUGACCCACUCACUGCGCACUGAAAGCCACUGGUUGGUUUGAAUUUCUCAUCAGUCUUUGAAUUCUUAAGCUUUUCAUUUUCCAGCUAGAUUUUACAAAUGCCAAAGGUCUAUUUAUGUACAAAGUAUUAACUAUUUUUCCAUUUUGUAAACUGCUUUUCAUUUGUACAAAUGUCAAAUAAAGUAUUUUUCUACA